AUGUCUUUGCUUCUUCUUUCUUUUCAUUUAUUGAUUUCUUUUUCAUCGUCUUAUUUAGUUUCUUUUAGACAUUUUAUUUAUUUUCUUUUGAAAAAUUUCUUUCAUUCAUGUUACUUCUUAAUUUUCUUCUCUCCCUUAUUUUCUCUUUUCAAUAAACUUCCAAUCUCCUUUCUUUCUAAAUCUUUCUUUUUUCUUUUUUUACACGACUUUUUACCCCAUCUUUCUUUUUUAUCCGUUUAUGCGGAUCCAUCUUUCCUGGCAUUUUUGUUUAAAUUCUUUACCUACUUCUUAACUUCCCAGUUAUUCUAUUCUCUUAUCUUUUCCUUGCUUGUUUUUUCUCUCCCUAUUUUUCAUCUGUUUCAUGAAUUAUCUCCCUUUAUUUUCUUCGCCUCACGUCAGCACUCUUUCGCGCAAUCUACUUCCAGUGCUAUUCUUAUAAAUUAUACUAUACUUACCAAGACGUUUUCUUUAACUAUUUCUUACCUAUCUACAUUUCUCACUCUUGAUGAUUUUUUUUCUUUUUCAUUUCCACUUUUUCACUUCUUUUUUAUACUUUCUAUUUCAAAUCUUACCUAUCUAUUUAUUCCUAACAAAUAUUUCAUAUUUUUCCUCUUCCUUCCUCUAUUUCGUUCGUUCAUUCACCCAUUUUUUUUUUUCAGACCGCUGCUGGUUUAUAUUUUAUAUUUCAAAAUCCUACCUAUCUAUUCAUUCCUGGCGUAUAUUUCAUAUUUUUCGUCUUCCUUUCUCUUUUUCGUUCAUUCAUUCCGGCUUUUUUAUACCUCUGCUUUUCUUUUUCUUUCAAAGCCUAGCUGUUCAUUUUCAACAUCUAUUUCAUUUUUUUUCCUUUUUGUUCAUGUUUCUUUUUCUCUUUCCCUCGCCAUCUGUUUCGCCAUCAACUUCUUUCAUUUUUCUUUUUUCUCCUUCUUUAUGUAUUCUUAUGCUUAUUUUCCUUCCUUACGGCGUUUCACUUGCCUUUCUCUUGCUUCGUUCCUAAUUGUUUAUCAAACUCAUAUCGAUCACAGUUUUCUUUCUUUCUUUUUUUUUUUCUUUCUCUAA
Messenger RNA from Acanthosepion pharaonis, 1056 nucleotides. NCBI's taxonomy places the organism in Eukaryota, Metazoa, Mollusca, Cephalopoda, Sepiida, Sepiidae. The record is from the annotation of a GenBank genome assembly.